Messenger RNA from Andrographis paniculata, 2232 nucleotides. RefSeq names its product 9-cis-epoxycarotenoid dioxygenase NCED1, chloroplastic-like. Gene Ontology annotation, cellular component: chloroplast stroma. Gene Ontology annotation, biological process: carotene catabolic process. Gene Ontology annotation, molecular function: carotenoid dioxygenase activity. NCBI's taxonomy places the organism in Eukaryota, Viridiplantae, Streptophyta, Magnoliopsida, Lamiales, Acanthaceae. The record is from RefSeq and is a predicted model, not a curated record. The coding region runs from base 169 to 1959 and encodes 596 amino acids. The transcript has a single exon.
ACUCACCCAUUCUCUCUCUCUCCCCAUCACCCACAUCCACACCCAUUCCUAUUACACUUGGGUACUACUACUACUCCUGCUCACUACUAAAUAAGCAAGAAAGCUAUACCAUCCAUACAUUCAAUUUCUCUUACAGACCAAAAUAGGGCAAUUGGGGAAGAAGCAGCCAUGGCUACUCCUCCUCCUACAACCUCAUUGGUCAAGCCCAAACAGCUCCGGUCUCCUCCGCUCAUUCGCGCCGCCGCCAUGGGCUCAUUGCGCCACCCCACUGGAUCUCUCCCCGCCAUAAAAUCCUCUCUCCAAACACUGCAUUUCCCCAAGCAAUCUUCCACCGCACGUCAACCGCCAUCGCCGCCGCCCCAAAUUGGUAUCGCGAAACCACCGAGCUCCCCGUCUUCUCCGGCGAAGCCUCAGUGGAACGUCGUUCAGAAAGCCGCCGCAAUGGCGUUGGACGCCAUCGAGACCGCCUUGACCGCCCGCGAACUGGAGCAGCCCCUCCCCAAAACCGCCGAUCCAAGAGUGCAGAUCACCGGAAAUUUCUCGCCGGUGCCGGAGCAGCCGGUCAAACACAACCUCCCCUGCGUCGGGAAGAUCCCCGACGCCAUUCAGGGCGUCUACGUCAGGAACGGCGCCAACCCCCUCUUCGAGCCCCUCGCCGGACACCACUUCUUCGACGGCGAUGGAAUGAUCCACGCCGUCCAAUUCAAGAACGGCGCCGCCAGCUACGCCUGCCGCUUCACGGAGACGAAUCGCCUCGUCCAAGAACGGGCCAUCGGCCGCCCCAUUUUCCCCAAAGCCAUCGGCGAAUUGCACGGCCAUUCCGGCAUCGCCAGACUCCUCCUCUUUUACGCCCGCGGCAUCUUCAAUCUCGUCGACCACGGCCAGGGCACCGGCGUCGCCAACGCCGGACUGGUCUACUUCAACAACCGCCUAUUAGCCAUGUCCGAGGACGAUUUGCCGUACCACGUCCGGGUCACCCCCACCGGCGAUUUGAAGACCGUCGAACGCUACAAUUUCAACGGGGACCUCAAAUCCACCAUGAUCGCCCACCCCAAGGUCGACCCAGUCUCCGGCGAGAUGUUCGCCCUCAGCUACGACGUCGUUCAGAAGCCCUAUUUAAAGUACUUCCGUUUCUCCAAAGACGGCCAGAAAUCCGAGGAUGUCGAAAUCCCAGUCCCCGAGCCAACAAUGAUGCACGACUUCGCAAUCACCGAAAACUUCGUCAUCAUCCCCGAUCAGCAGGUCGUUUUCAAGAUGUCGGAGAUGAUCCGCGGCGGCUCUCCGGUGGUCUACGACAAAAACAAAGUGUCCAGGUUCGGCGUACUGGAUAAAUACGCCGACGACAGUUCGAGGAUCAAGUGGGUGGAUGUCCCCGAUUGCUUCUGUUUCCACCUCUGGAACGCCUGGGAGGAGCCCCAAUCCGACGAAAUCGUGGUGAUCGGAUCCUGCAUGACUCCGCCCGACUCCAUCUUCAACGAACGCGAAGAAGGGCUGAAAAGCGUGCUGUCCGAAAUCCGUCUCAAUUUAAGGACCGGAAAGUCGACGAGGAGGCCGAUCAUGUCCGAGCAGGAUCAGGUCAACUUAGAAGCCGGAAUGGUGAACCGAAACAAGCUCGGGAGGAAGACACGUUUCGCCUAUCUGGCGAUUGCCGAGCCAUGGCCUAAAGUUUCCGGCUUUGCCAAAGUCGACCUCUCCACCGGAGAAGUCAAGAAAUUCUUUUACGGCGACGACAAGUACGGCGGGGAGCCUCUCUUCCUUCCCCGUGACCCCAACUCCGACGCCGAAGACGAUGGCUACAUUCUGGCCUUCGUGCACGACGAGAACGCCUGGCAGUCGGAGCUCCAGAUGGUCAAUGCAACGACUAUGUCGAUCGAGGCCACCGUGAAGCUUCCUUCGAGGGUGCCCUACGGUUUCCAUGGCACCUUCAUUGCAACAAAAGAUUUGGACAAUCAGGCCUAGUACUGGUCUGGUCUGAGUGGAGAAAUCACCUGAGGGAUUGCUGUUAUUACGUCCCCGGAAUCUCCACUCUUACACAGUAGCUAUAUUGAGUUGUUAAUUUGUUGAUUACAAGAAUUGAAGUGGGAGGGAGAUUUUAGCAGAGGAAGCAAGCUUGAAGCUUUGUAUGGAAGCUCAGCUCGACUCUCUGCUUGUUCUUUCACACUCUGUAUCUGUCUGUGUGUAUCUAUCUGUACAGUACACUUAGUUCCUCCAUACACGUUUUUAUUUUUUUUU